Molecule: messenger RNA, 1796 nt
Organism: Populus nigra (black poplar)
Lineage: Eukaryota; Viridiplantae; Streptophyta; Magnoliopsida; Malpighiales; Salicaceae
Product: actin-7
Exons: 5
Coding region: 214-1347 (377 amino acids)
Source: RefSeq, a predicted model, not a curated record
AUCCCUUCCUUUCUAUCUCUCUCUCACUAUAUAUAAAAUCGUCGUCUCCUUUCCUCAGCUAACCCUUACUCUCUCUCUCUCUCUCUCACUCUCGCAACAGCAACCGCAAUACAAACAAGCAAUUUAGGCCAGGCCACGUCUAUAGCUAGAUUUGGCUUGGUUCGUUCUCUGAUCAUUCUCUUUUAUACUUCUCUGAUUAAGAACUUGUAGAAAAUGGCCGAUUCUGAGGAUAUUCAGCCCCUUGUCUGCGACAAUGGAACUGGAAUGGUGAAGGCUGGGUUUGCUGGGGAUGAUGCUCCCAGGGCAGUGUUUCCAAGUAUUGUGGGUAGACCAAGACACACUGGUGUCAUGGUUGGAAUGGGGCAGAAGGAUGCUUAUGUUGGUGACGAAGCACAAUCUAAGAGAGGUAUCUUGACCUUGAAAUACCCUAUUGAGCAUGGUAUUGUUAGCAACUGGGAUGAUAUGGAGAAGAUCUGGCAUCACACUUUCUACAAUGAGCUUCGUGUUGCUCCUGAGGAGCACCCAGUCCUCCUUACAGAGGCUCCUCUUAACCCCAAGGCUAACAGAGAGAAGAUGACUCAAAUCAUGUUUGAGACCUUCAAUGUGCCUGCAAUGUAUGUUGCCAUCCAGGCUGUCCUUUCCCUGUAUGCCAGUGGUCGUACAACUGGUAUUGUGCUGGAUUCUGGUGAUGGUGUGUCUCACACUGUGCCCAUCUAUGAAGGGUAUGCCCUUCCACAUGCCAUCCUUCGUUUGGAUCUUGCUGGUCGUGAUCUCACUGAUGCUUUGAUGAAGAUCCUCACCGAGAGAGGUUACAUGUUCACCACCACUGCUGAACGGGAAAUUGUCCGUGAUAUGAAGGAGAAACUUGCAUAUGUUGCCCUUGACUAUGAGCAGGAGCUUGAGACUGCCAAGAGUAGCUCCUCUGUUGAGAAGAACUAUGAGCUACCUGAUGGUCAGGUCAUCACCAUUGGAGCUGAGAGAUUCCGUUGCCCGGAAGUCCUCUUCCAGCCAUCUCUCAUCGGAAUGGAAGCUGCUGGUAUCCACGAGACUACUUACAAUUCUAUCAUGAAGUGUGAUGUGGAUAUCAGAAAGGAUCUAUAUGGUAAUAUUGUGCUCAGUGGUGGUUCCACCAUGUUCCCUGGUAUUGCUGACCGUAUGAGCAAGGAAAUCACUGCCCUUGCCCCAAGCAGCAUGAAGAUUAAGGUGGUUGCACCACCAGAGAGAAAAUACAGUGUCUGGAUUGGAGGGUCAAUCCUUGCAUCUCUCAGCACCUUCCAGCAGAUGUGGAUUUCCAAGGGUGAGUACGACGAGUCUGGCCCAUCCAUCGUCCACAGGAAGUGCUUCUAAGUUCCGAACAGUGCGGUGAUGGUGAGUUCUUUCUUUCUAUUUAGUUGGCUUUUUUCGUGUCAAGGUGUCAUGAACUCAAAGUCCUAGUUGAUAUGGAGAAUUUGUUGAGGUGGGGGUCAUUGAAGGAGGGAACAUUCUGAUAUUCAAUGUAUCGAAUAGGCUUGUGAUUCGAUGUUGUUAUUGCUGCUUUUUAAGAUGCGCAACUGUAAUGGUCCUCCCUCUCGAUGUGGUGGUCAGACACUUUGGUAGUCAAGCUCUUUGCUUUCCUUCACAUCAUCUGUGGUUCAACCUUGCGUCUUUUUAGUAGGAGGAUGCUUGUAGACGGAGAGUGGUUGUGAUGAUGCUUUUUUAUUUUUAUUUUUUUUCCAUCUCAACAUUUGAAGGUGUUUUUUUCCUUGGGAACAUUAAUGUUAAUAGUUAUUGUAUGAGAAAUUUUGUGUUAGUGUCAA